UGGUAGAGGUAUAACAUUAUCAUAAUAUUGUAUUACUUUAAUAUUGAAUAGCAAUAGCAUUGGUUUCAGUUUGUAUUGUAUAGAAAACCCCAGUUGUAAUGUAUGGCAGCGUUAAUGUUGUGUUUAAUAGCAGUUUGUGUGCCAUUUGUGCCCUAUUUUCCAUACAUUGGGAAUAAUCCGAAACCAUUAGAGUCUUGUCUCUUACUUUUUACCCAAAUAUCAGGGCGUUUGCCAAAUGGCCCCCAAUUUCACAACUUUUUUUAAAUAGUUUUUUUUAAUUACAGUUUAAUUUGAUUUUUAAUCACUUAAUUAUGGAAGAAACGGUUACCGCUGAGGACACAGAGGAUAACCAAUUAGUUGACGUCAAUGAGGCUGAUGUCGAUUCCAACGACGACAAGGAACAGGUGAUUAAACUUAAGUCGAAAAAUUCAUAUCGACAGAAGUACAAGAGGGCCUGGGAACUGGAUCUACUACUUAGAGACUGGUUGUCUCCUUUCACUGGUGAUCCGUAUUCGGCCUUUUGUAGGACCUGUCACUGCAAACUUCACGCCCAUAAAAAAGGACUGUUAGCUCACGCAAAGUCAUCAAAACAUAGGAAGCAUACACUAACUGGUGAAGAUCCGUUAAGCACUGAAAGUGGAGAAAUAGUUGCGUUAAAAAAACUUAAGAAAACGCACUUUAACGAUCAGUGGCUCGAAGACACAAAUUUUUCUCAAUGGUUAAGAAAAAUCCCGAAUAAUUCUACAAAAGCUCUUUGCGUGGCCUGUCGUUCAGUGAUAACCGCCGGUCGGAGUGAACUUAUUAAACACAGUCAGGCGGCCAAACACAAGAAGGCUAUUUUAGACGGCAUUCCCGAAGAUAUAGGAGAGAUUGAUAUCGAUUGGUUGGAUCCGUCAUAUGUGCCACAAAUUAAUAAUAAUUCUAAUAAUAAUAAUAAUAAUUUAACAGUUACUCCAGCACUAACUUUUAGUACAAAUAUAACCGUUCAACAGAUAAAUUCAAACAAUCACAUUAUGGAUACAUUAGGUUUGAAUUUAAGUGAUAUUAUAAGUCAAUUGCAAGAGUCAGUACCUCUGCAUUUGGCCGAAAAGUGGGAUAAUGUAGGACUUCUGAGUCAACCGACGCAACCAACAAAAAUUCACAAUAUAUUACUCACAAUCGACUUAACUGAGAAAGUAGUGGAAGAAGCGCUCAAAAAGAGAGUUAAUCUAAUUAUAUCAUAUCAUCCGCCAAUAUUUAAGCCAUUGAAGAGUUUAUCACCAAAUGUUUGGAAAGAAAAGAUUAUUUUGACGUGUAUUGAGAACAAGAUUGCCAUAUAUUCUCCGCAUACCGUUCUCGAUGCCAUCAAAGGAGGUAUCAAUGAUUGGCUUUUAACAGCUUUUGGAUCGUCACUGUCUUCGCCUAUUCAACAAAGUUAUUCGGAUCAGUCUGGAAGCGGACACUUCUCUAAUUGUUUAGAUGUUCUCGUCUCUGAAGGAGAAGAUGUCACACAAGCUUUAAGUGGUUUGGAAAAUGUUAUUUUGACGGUUAAGAGCAAUGAAUACGGAGGAUGUGAUGUGAGAGUGUGUUGCGAUGAUAAGACAUUACCAAAAGUUGUUGAUAUCUUAUCGCAACAUCCGGUGGCACAGCUUUGCAGCAGAAUUACUAAACUUCAAACUCCUCCACUUCCCGGCCAAGGAAUGGGUCGAUUUGCAUGUUUGGAUCAAUCACUUCCACUCUAUGAAAUUGUUCACAGAAUUAAACAACAUUUAGAUCUAACACAUGUCAGACUUGCAAUAUCUCCUAAACACACGAGAGAUACCAAAGUGAACACAAUAGCCGUGUGCGCCGGUUCGGGUGCCUCUGUCCUCAGGGGCUGUAAGGCUGAUGUCUGGAUAACCGGUGAGAUGUCUCAUCACGAAGUCUUAGAUGCCAUACAUUACGGCUCUUCGGUUAUACUCUGCGAACACACAAACACUGAACGCGGAUAUCUUAAGCCAUGGGCUGAACAACUGAAAGACAAUUUAGGACAACAUAAUGUCAAUAUAAUGAUAUCCGAUGUCGACAAGGAUCCACUAAAAGUGGUCUAAAAAUAUUUGAAUGACUUUUUAUAUAAAUAAAUAAAAA
Oppia nitens is the source of this 2106-nucleotide messenger RNA. RefSeq names its product NIF3-like protein 1. Bases 312 to 2069 code for a protein of 585 amino acids. NCBI's taxonomy places the organism in Eukaryota, Metazoa, Arthropoda, Arachnida, Sarcoptiformes, Oppiidae. Gene Ontology annotation, cellular component: cytoplasm; mitochondrion. The record is from RefSeq and is a predicted model, not a curated record. The transcript has 8 exons.